AUGGUCCUCCUUUCCCGCGCACUGCUCGCUCUCCCAUUGCUGGGCUCACUAGCCCUUGCAGAUGUGACACAGGAAAGUGCCAUCCCAGAGACAUGCGGCCAGAACUUCUGCGAUGGCAUACAGCCGAAGGAAGGAGAUCCCGUACAGGGAAAGUUCUUCUGUAGAGACUGUCUCUGCCAAAACAAAUGGCUGGGUCCAACGGUCAUCGAUACGUCCGGCAACUGGACCAACAUCUUCGAGGGAUGGAAACCGUUUGGGGACCUGUGUCCUCGCGAAUGGCUCAACAAGUGGGCCAAAUGGAACGUGAAACCCUGGCAAGAUCCACCGUAUCCGGACGACGAUGGCUUCAAAGCCGGCUCUCUACCAGGAGGCCCCCGCGUUGGCAGCUGCGUGGACCGCUUCGGCAGUCCUUAUGGUGGGUUUCUGGCCCCUCUGGGCACUAAGUACAGCGCACGGGCUAUCCCGCCGAAGAACCUGAAUAAGUAUUCGAAUAGCCCGCAGUUCAAUUACUACGUUUAUCAGGUGGCGAAGCCGUUUAUUGCCCAGCAAGGGGAAAUUGCUCCGUGGUUCGAUCAACCUGGGGGUGGCAUCCAGUGGUAUGUGGCUAAUGGCCUGGAGUUCUUGGUAGAUCAUGGCGUUCUGGUACGCGUCAAUGUCGAGGCUUGUCAUGAGGAUGGCGUUGCGGAGUGGGAUGAGGGAGCAAAUGCUCCUAGCUUGGAGGCAUGGGAGAGUCUGGAGCCGGCGCAGGGGGAUCCAAUGUUCUAUCAUUGA
Aspergillus tubingensis is the source of this 771-nucleotide messenger RNA. Its product is annotated as TNT domain-containing protein. The transcript is spliced from 2 exons. Lineage: Eukaryota; Fungi; Ascomycota; Eurotiomycetes; Eurotiales; Aspergillaceae. Bases 1 to 771 code for a protein of 256 amino acids. The record is from RefSeq and is a predicted model, not a curated record.